UAGAAAUAAACGCAUUCGGCCCGCUCCCUCCUCCGCAGUGAUACCUUUUCCAUCGGAGGCGCAACCGCGAAGAUGCUCGGAAAGACAAGGAAGGUUUCGGCGCGCGGCGAAGCAGUGGCGGCCAACUACGCCUUCGGCCCCGCCGAAGACGACGCAAUCAUCAAGCACAGGCUCCUCACCCGAACAACAACCACCAGAGGCGAACCACCACUGAAGAAGCUUCAGAAGAAGUUCACCUCCUUCGUCUCCGAGAUCGACAAGGACGACGACGACGAAGAAAACUACGCCGACUGCGACAAGCUCGCCAGAGCCUUCUUGCAGGAGCUAACCGCUUUCGAGAUCCCGCUUCUCAAGAGCAAGGCGGUUGUGGAUGCCAAUGUGAGGGAGCAGGAGAAUUUCAACGAGUUGAAUGAUGAGAUGAAUCGCCAGAUCUUGCAGGCGCAGGCGGAUAUUGAGGUGUUGAAGAAGCAAUUGGAAGAGAGUAAGGUCGAGAGGCGGCAUAAGGAGGAGUGCGAGGCUAUUAGGAAGUUGAUUGCUCUGCAGCCGCCGAGGGCGAAGACGAUGAAGGUUAACACGGAGCUGGAGAAAGAGAUUGCAGCAUUGGAGGCAGAGAAUACAGCUGGUUCUAGAUUGUUGGAGCUGAGGAAGAAGCAGUUUGCACUUUUGUUGCAUGUGGUGGAUGAGUUGCAAAACACGAUAGAGGAGGACCAAAAGAGUCUUGUUGAGGAAAUGAGAAUAGCAACUGAGGAGCUUAAGAAUGGGAUGGAGGACGCAAGUGGGGGGUCGGAAUCAAUGGCAAUUGACCAGUAACUAGAUUGAAUAUUUACUGUUGUAACAUCUCUUACACUAAAAUGGUGGUUUGUUUUUCUACAAUGAUUAGGAAUCAAAUGUAAAUGAAAUAUCAGUAUUAUUGUGCUAGUGCUGAGACCUUAGUAAUACUUAAAUGCAUUUUGAUUGGAAUUUUCUUUCAAAA
Molecule: messenger RNA, 973 nt
Organism: Lotus japonicus
Lineage: Eukaryota; Viridiplantae; Streptophyta; Magnoliopsida; Fabales; Fabaceae
Product: THO complex subunit 7A-like
Exons: 2
Coding region: 73-810 (245 amino acids)
Biological process (GO): mRNA processing; mRNA export from nucleus
Cellular component (GO): THO complex part of transcription export complex
Source: RefSeq, a predicted model, not a curated record